Episyrphus balteatus (marmalade hoverfly) is the source of this 4101-nucleotide messenger RNA. It is a transcript of the gene qkr54B, whose product is annotated as KH domain-containing, RNA-binding, signal transduction-associated protein 2. NCBI's taxonomy places the organism in Eukaryota, Metazoa, Arthropoda, Insecta, Diptera, Syrphidae. Gene Ontology annotation, cellular component: nucleus. Gene Ontology annotation, biological process: regulation of alternative mRNA splicing, via spliceosome. Bases 854 to 2248 code for a protein of 464 amino acids. Gene Ontology annotation, molecular function: mRNA binding. The record is from RefSeq and is a predicted model, not a curated record. The transcript is spliced from 6 exons.
UUUUUGUUCGGUGGCAAUGCAAGUGGUCAGUUUUUUGUCUGCUCCGUCGUCUUUUUGUUAUUUCAUCGUUUAAUCUUUUUUUAUUACCAUUAUUUAAUUAAUAAUAAUAAAUCCAAUUAAAUAAAAAAAUUUAAAAGUUUACAUGUAAAACUACAUCUCAUCAAGAAAACUUUGUUUUUCAAAUCCAACUUCAACUCGGAGUCGUCUUCAGUUUUCCUCCAUUUAUGCACUUUUAGUUUCGUUUCAUUCGAAUACAACGAGACGACACGGUUUUUUUCUUAAAAGUUAUGAGUGCGAAUGAGAUAGCCGAUUGAAAUUUUCAUUUGUCAAUUGUGAACAAAAAAAGAAAGAUACAUACAUUUUAGUUCAUUUUUUUUGUGGUGUGGAAGAGAAGUAAAAGAAAAGAAAAGCGGUCAGUCGACUCGACGACGUGUGUGACUGAACGACUGCUAAAAACGUCCCACUCGUCUACGUCCGUCUCGUCGUUCGUUGUCUCUCUUUUAUUUGCCUUUAUAUUUUAUUUUAUAAAUGAAAAUCAAUUCAUCCACCAAAGUUCGACAAAAGUUCAUUUUGCAAUUCGCCGAAGGCAAUUUGUGUGGAACUUCUUCUUGCCUUGCUAAGGAACGAAAAAAGAAAACUCAAUUGAAUUGAAUAGAGCUGAAGAAGUUUCUACUUCUACUUUUUUCAUUAUUUGUCUAGUUUCAAUUUUUAAGAUAAUCGUAGCUGAGUGGGUUUUAUUUUUUCAUUUUGCUGGGUUUUUUAAUUUGAAAGAAAAAUUUUCGGUUUUGCCAACAACUGCGGCGGAGCGUCUUGGAAGACGUCAACGACGGCGACGACAAGGUGUAACGAGAAAAUGACCGAAGCAUACGAUGGCAAUGGCGACUAUUCCUCUUACAACGACGACGAAAGUGAUUACAAGAGAAAAGGUGGCGGCGGUAACGCUGGUGGCGGAGGACCUCAUCCGUCACACAAUGGGGACAAUUCGAAUCAUGACCAUCAUCCGGGCGAUGGGCCUCAGCUGAAUGACAAAGCCAAUGAAUAUAUUCGUGAUUGCCUGACUGAAAAGAAUCGCAUGGACAAGAAGUACCCCAUCGCUGAGAAGUUACUUGAAAGCGAAAUAGAAAAAGUUCAAUCUACAGGACGUAUACCAUCGCGUGAUCAAAAAUAUGCCGAUAUCUAUCGUGAGAAACCAUUGCGGGUAUCACAAAAAGUACUUGUGCCUAUACGCGAGCAUCCAAAAUUCAACUUCGUGGGUAAACUUCUUGGACCAAAAGGUAAUUCUCUACGUCGUCUUCAAGAAGAAACACUUUGCAAAAUGACUGUCCUCGGUCGAAAUUCUAUGCGAGAUCGGGCCAAAGAAGAAGAGUUACGUGCCUCAAUGGAUCCAAAAUAUGCCCAUUUGAAUAGUGAUCUUCAUGUGGAAAUUUCUACAAUCGCACCACCAGCUGAAGCAUAUGCUCGAAUAGCAUACGCAAUGGCCGAACUGCGAAAGUAUCUGAUUCCGGAUAGUAAUGAUGUUAUACGACAAGAACAAUUGCGUGAACUAAUGGACAAUACAGGAAUUUCGGAUCAUGACCCGAAAUCAUACAACAAGAAAGCAUCGGCUGUGAGUGGCGGCGGUGGUGGCGGAAGUGGUGGAGGUAUUGGUGUCGGAGGUGGAGCUACAGGAAGCAGCAGCGGCGGUGGUGGUUCACACAUGACAUCCAAACCAAAUGUCUCGCAUCAUGGAUAUAGGUGGAGUGCACAACCGCAGAAUAAUCAUCUGCUCCCCAUGUAUGGGGCAGCGGCGGUGCCAGCAAACAAUUUCAAUUUCUCGUCUUCUCUUCCCGCUUCUUCCAGGCAACAACCUCCGCAGCAACAACAACAACAACAGCAGCAGCAACAGCCUCAACCGUCCUUUGCAAAGAACUCAAUACCCCCGAAGCAGAAAGUGAUGUCUAUAUUGGAAAAGGCUCGCAGUGCUAUGGAUGAGUCUUAUAGUCGCGGAUAUGAUGAACAAACUGCUUAUGAACCACAAACUUAUGACAGCUACAGCUACGGACAUGCACAAACGCAUGGACCGCCACAUGGACAAACAUCGCGAACACCAUACGAUACACAGGAAUAUGAACAGGAUUACAAUAGACGGGACUACUAUCAGCAUUCACCCAAUUAUGGAGGACCUGGUGCUACGUCUCAACACUCGGGCAACACAAAUCCAACGGGUGGUCUAAAUCCAAAUCACAAUCGCAGUCACGUUAACAGGUGAAACAUAUUCGCAGCUGGUCAUGUUAGUAAUACGGUAGGAGGAGUAGGAGGAGUGAAGGUAGCCACCGCUGGCGCUGGUUCAUCAGCUAUAACCGUAUCAUCAGCAGCGCCGAUGCUGUCUCAAACACAGCAACACCAACAACAGCCACAAUUACAACACCAACAACAACCCCCACCAUCUAACUUAAGUACGACAACAGUAACAACAACAAUAAACAACAGUAACAAUAAUGAAACGAUAACGGGCAAUUCAAAUUCAAAAAUUCAACAACAACAAAACAAUAACAGAAUUCAGGGUCCAGCUGCUGCAACAAAUUUACUAUUUGUAAGACCGGCAAAUGCUUCGCUUCACGUCGGUAAAUUACCAUUUCUGCCUGUGCAGUUUCUAUAAAAAAAUCUUGACAAAUUUUAUUAUUAUUAUUAUUGAAAAUGAGAUAAAAAUUUUAAACAUACAUAUAAAUAUAUGUAUUAUAUAUAUAUUAUUAUAUCAUUAUUAUUAUUUAUUUCUAAAUUUAAUUUAUGGAAAAAAUCACAUUUUACAUAAGAACAAACAAAAACAAAAAUAAGAAACGUUAAAAAAAAAAAACAAGUGAACAAAAAUAAAAAAACUGAAACAAAAUAAGGGAAAUUUAUAUUAAAAGAAAACAUAAAAUAGACUAAACAUUUAAAAAAGAAAUAAGAAGGGCACAUGCAAAAACAAAGAGAAACUCUUAAAAAAAAAUUAAAUAAUUAAAACAAAAUUUAAAAACAAAAAAACUUAUUUUUGCCAACAUAAAACACAAUGAAAAGAAAACAAACAUAAUUGAACAAACAAAAAAAAAAGAAAGAAAUAUAUAUAUAUAUACACAUAAAUAAUCUUAAACUAAAAAUAUUAGUAUAUUAACAAUAUUCUAUAUAUUCAAAUAAAAAACAAAAUAAAAAGAAUAAAGCAAAAUGAUUAUUAAAUAAAAAAAAAUACAAAAAAAAAUUAAAUUUUAAACAAAAAAAUAAAUAUAAUAUAAUCAACAAGUUAAUACAAAAAUAAAAAUUACUAUUAAAUACAUUAUAAUUAUAAAAUUAAAUAAAUAAAAAAAAAAAAAUACAACAAAAAAAUGAAAAAAUUGAUUUAUUAAUGAUACUAACCUUUAUUAUAAAAAAAUCUUAAAUACACACUAAUCUAUUGUUCUUAUAAAACAAAACGGUUAUGAUAUAAAAAUUAAACGAAAUUUUAAAUAAAUCUUCAAAUAAAUUUAAAUAAGGACACAAUUCUAACAAACGAAACAAAAAAGAAUAAAAUUAUAUUAAAAAUAUUGAAUAACAAAAAUAAACCACAAUGGAUGUUAAUAAUUGAUAUUUCUGUGCGAAAGAAGAAACUUCUCAAAACAAACCACAUAAUAUUUUUAAAAAUCUUCUUGUUUCCAACAUCCUAUCCCCCUUCGAAUGUUUAAAUUGAGUCUUUGUUUUUAACAUCAUUCAACAUAGGCGAAUAGAAUACAAAACUCAAGUGAGCAUCUGUAUCUAUUAAAAAAAUUUUAAAAGAUUUUUUUACUCCUUAUAAUUUUUUUUUUGUAAUUUUACCCACUAAUCCAUAAAUACUUUCUUUGUUACAUGAAAUUCCAUUUAAUUGCAUUCAUUGUGAUUAAAUCUUAAACCUACACAAUUAAUAAAAUAUAAAUAUUCAAAUUAUAUAAUUACAAAAUCUAUUAUUAUAAUAUUAUCUAACAAAAAAAAGAAAGAAAAUUAUAAAAGUAAUACAUGUUAUAUUAAACAAAAAGAAAAAACAAAUAAUAACCAACAAAAAUACCCGCCCUCACUCAAAAGAUAAAAGAAUAUAUAUAUCUUCAAGAUAAUUAAUAUAUAAAAAAAAAACAAAAA